Molecule: messenger RNA, 462 nt
Organism: Vicia villosa (hairy vetch)
Lineage: Eukaryota; Viridiplantae; Streptophyta; Magnoliopsida; Fabales; Fabaceae
Exons: 1
Coding region: 1-462 (153 amino acids)
Source: RefSeq, a predicted model, not a curated record
AUGAUUAAUGGCGUGCUGGGAGGAAAUUCCAAUGGUGCUAGGAUUGGUGCGAACGGACAAUUGGCAGAAUUUCAAAGGAACAACCCUCUGUUGUUCAAAGGCAAUCAUGAACCUAAAGGCGCUCAGAAGUGGAUGAAGGAAAUCGAGAGGAUUUUCCGAGUGAUUGACUGUGCUGAAAAUUUGAAGGUGAUGUAUGGUACUCACAUGCUAUUUGAGGAAGCCGACGACUGGUGGAUUGCUACCAAGACAAAGCUGGAUACUGAUGGGAUAGCAAUCACUUGGGCUGUGUUCAAGAGGGGAUUUUUGAGGAAAAACUUUCCAGAGGAUGUUCGGGGAAGGAAGGAGAUUGAGUUUAUGGAGCUGAAGCAAGACAAUAUGAUAGUUCCAGAGUACGCUGCCAAGUUUGUAGAAUUGGCAAAGUAUUACACUCCUUACAACAAUGAUGAGGCUGGUGAGUUCUAG